Molecule: messenger RNA, 3786 nt
Organism: Trifolium pratense (red clover)
Lineage: Eukaryota; Viridiplantae; Streptophyta; Magnoliopsida; Fabales; Fabaceae
Product: 5'-3' exoribonuclease 4-like
Exons: 21
Coding region: 235-3177 (980 amino acids)
Biological process (GO): nuclear-transcribed mRNA catabolic process
Cellular component (GO): nucleus
Molecular function (GO): zinc ion binding; 5'-3' RNA exonuclease activity; RNA binding
Source: RefSeq, a predicted model, not a curated record
CCUACGGAAUUAAAGAUGGAAAGCUGAUAUUUCAACUCUCUUUCUUUCUGUUGUAUUUCUGUAGAUCCAAGCAAGCACAGUAUUAUUACUGUCAUCAUCAAUCAAAGUACUAGUCGGCCACCGCAUCCGCCCGUACAUUCGAAACUGCCAAUCGAGAUCUUCUAAUCUUCUUCUUCUCUUCUUAAUUUUUUCUUUCUCUCUCCGGUUUUUUCUGAACCGGACCGAACCGGAAAUAUGGGAGUGCCAGCGUUUUACCGGUGGCUCGCGGAUCGAUACCCGCGAUCUAUUGUCGAUGUCGUGGAGGAAGCAGUACCCGCCGGCGGUGUUCCGUUUCACGUUGAUGUAUCUAAACCUAAUCCUAACGGCAUGGAGUUCGAUAAUUUGUACUUAGAUAUGAACGGUAUCAUUCAUCCUUGUUUUCACCCUGACGGCAAGCCAGCACCUACUACCUAUGAUGAUGUAUUCAAAUCUAUGUUUGACUACAUUGAUCAUCUCUUUACAUUGGUUCGUCCGAGGAAGCUUCUUUAUCUUGCAAUUGAUGGUGUUGCACCAAGAGCCAAAAUGAACCAGCAACGUUCUCGACGUUUUCGAGCUGCAAAAGAUGCAGCUGAGGCUGAAGCUGAAGAGGAAAGGCUAAGGAAUGAAUUUGCCGACCAGAUAGAACUUUUGACGUCUAAAGAAAAACGUGAGACUCAUGACUCAAAUGUCAUUACUCCUGGCACUCCGUUUAUGGCAGUGCUGUCGGUGGCACUUCAGUAUUACAUACAAACUAGAUUGAAUUACAACCCUGGCUGGCGGAAUACAAAGGUCAUGCUUUCUGAUUCAAAUGUUCCUGGCGAGGGAGAACAUAAAAUAAUGGAAUAUAUUCGAUUACAGCGUAACCUUCCUGGUUUCGAUCCAAAUACUCGACACUGUUUGUAUGGAUUAGAUGCCGAUUUGAUUAUGUUGGCUUUAGCUACACAUGAGAUACAUUUUUCAAUAUUGAGGGAGGUAAUUACUUAUCCUGGACAACAAGAGAAGUGUUAUAUGUGUGGCCAAGUUGGCCAUCUUGCAGCUGACUGUCGCGGUAAGCCGGGUGAUGACGAUACACCAAUACACAAGAAGAAAUAUCAGUUUCUUCAAAUUUGGGUGCUGCGUGAAUAUUUGCAAUGUGAAUUGAUGAUUCCCAACCCUCCAUUUGAGAUUGACUUUGAGCGCAUAGUAGAUGAUUUUGUAUUCCUAUGCUUCUUUGUUGGCAAUGACUUUCUUCCGCAUAUGCCAACAUUAGAGAUACGUGAGGGGGCUGUGAAUUUAUUGAUGCAUAUCUAUAGAAAGGAAUUCACUGCCAUGGGUGGUUAUCUUACUGAUGCGGGUGAGGUUUUCUUAGAGAGAGUGGAGAAUUUCAUUCAGUGUGUUGCUGUUCAUGAAGAUCAAAUAUUUCAGAAACGAGUUCGGAUUCAGCAGGCUCAAGAAAUUAAUGAAGGGAUGAGAGCUAGGGCACGAGGAGAAAUGCCUGAAGAGCCCCGUGCCUCACUUACAGAUAAGGUUAAGUUAGGAGAGCCUGGAUACACGGAAAGGUAUUAUGCCGAAAAGUUUGGUGCGUCGAAUCCAGAAGAGAUCGAGAGAAUUAAGAAAGAUAUAGUCUUGAAAUAUGUAGAAGGCCUUUGUUGGGUUUGCCGGUAUUACUAUCAGGGUGUCUGCUCAUGGCAGUGGUAUUACCCGUACCAUUAUGCUCCUUUUGCUUCUGAUCUUAAAGAUUUAGCCGAUCUGGAAAUAACUUUUUUUAUGGGAGAACCAUUCAAACCAUUUGACCAGCUCAUGGGGACUCUACCCUCUUCAAGUUCAACUGCACUGCCGGAAAGAUAUCGAGAUUUGAUGAUUAAUCCUUCAUCACCUAUUCUUCAAUUCUAUCCUUCUGAUUUUGAUAUCGAUAUGAAUGGCAAAAAAUAUGCAUGGCAGGGUGUUGCCAAGCUGCCAUUCAUUGAUGAGAAGAAGUUGCUUUCUGCCACAAAGACGCUUGAAGGCACAUUAACGGAGGAGGAACAUCUCAGAAAUAGUAAGAUGCUUGAUUUGCUUUAUGUCAGCUGUGCGCAUAAGUUGGUUCCACAUAUCCUAUUCUAUUACCAUAAUUAUAGUCAUUUGUCUUAUGGAGAAAGACCUGUUCUGCCAAUUGACCCAAGUGCUAGGUUAGUGAAUGUGUUGGUAAUUGUAAUUAAUCAAAUUCUCGUUAGCCUUUUAUUAGGGCUCAUGUGCUUGUCAUGUUUUGUUUUUAUUGGCAGCGAUGGUAUGAAUGGAUUUUUUUGGUCAUAUGAAAGAAAUGUGUUCAGAAACGUUGUAUCUUCUCCCAUCAGAGGCUUGCAGGAUAUCGCGGGCAAUCAAGUUUUAAAUAUUACUUAUCUUAAUCCUCGUAGUCAUAGGCAUAUCCCAAAACCUCCGGAUGGUGUAGUAAUGCCCAAAAAGAUAUUAAGAGCCCUUGAUAUUAAACCUUUUCCUGUGUUAUGGCAUGAAGACAAUAGUAGGCGGCAUCAAGCCAGAGAGAGACAACAGGUACCUGGAGCAAUUGCCGGACCUCAACUAGGAGAAGCAGCUCACCGUCUCGUCAAAAACUCCCUUCAGUUCAAUAAUAAUACAUCCUAUGGAUUGCCAGACCAGAUUCCAGGCCAUCAUACAAUGAACAGGGUCAGACCAGCUGGAUCCUCUGGAUCUGGAAAAUAUUAUGGUGAAGAAUCAAACAGUUAUUAUGGACAAAAUUACCAUCCGCAGGGCAUAAUGAAUAGGCCUAGGUUCCCAAUGCCAUCUAAUGGUUGGCAAAAUGACAGACAGAAUAUUAGGAUGCAAGAUAGGUCGCAACAUCAUGAACAGUUCCACAACAUGAAAACUGGAUUUCAUGCUUUGACAAUAGAUGAAGGUGCAAGACCUAGGUCGUCUGCAGUGCCUUCACCAAAGACACCUGCAAUGAUGUUAAUGAGGCCGCAAAAUACAGGGCACGCAAUGAAUCUACAACCACAAUUUGUUCAGAACAUUGGUCCUCCUAUACCACCUCCAAAUUGGAUUAGUAAAGCUCCAGAUACAAAUGGAAUAUAUGCUAGGCAUCAAGAAGCUCCAUUAGGGGGAGCAUAUGAUAAGCCCAUUAAGAAGGUGUACCAAAUUAAAACUCGUAAUCCCCAAGAUAUGCCGGAGCAAGGGAAUCAAGGAUGAUUGUUGUGGAUAUAUUUGAAUUACUUAACCGGAGUGCUCUUGCUAGAUGCUUCUCUCAGCCCCAGAUUGGAGCUCAUCCAAGUUCAUUACUGAAGUUUCAGGGGGCAUUUAUUUGAUAUCAUAAAUUCGUAAUGCAAUAGGCAGACAAAUGCUUUUAUCUGCCUAUCCUACACAGCACUUCCUUGAUAGUGGUCCAGGCCUAUAUCGGUUGGAAAGGUACGAGAGCCGUGAGAUGUUCAUUAUUUUGCACAUUCCAAGUUCUGUAAUCAUCGAGCUGGUCCAGGCCGUUGGUGGAUAUCAACAAGUUUACCGUAAAACAAGUGUUACUAAAAUUGCACUGAGCUCAGGGCUCAUUCAAUUGUUGUCUUUCAUUUUUUAACCUUCAAUGUUAUGUAACAUUUAGACAGGUGGAAUAGAUGAAUUAAAUUAAAUGUCUGUAUAAGGUAAUCCAAUCAAUCUAGGUUCCAAAGAAAUUGUACAGGGGAGACCGCAAAAAUGAGAGGUAGAAUGUUGCUCCUUGCUAGUCUAUAUCAAGUUUUUUUUUUGGUAAAGAGUCUAUAUCAAGUUUUAUUACUUGAAUUAUUUAAAAUGUAAGUUAUCUUUACACUU